GGACGGACGGAUAGACGGACGGAUUUUGAAGCUUUCAUGGGUAUACCUUUUGCCAAGCCACCAGUCGGAGAGCUACGAUUUAGUCAUCCCCAACCGUAUCCACAAUGGACAGAUAUUCUUAAUGCUACCCAGCAUAAAGAGGACUGUAUACAAAAGAGUGCUCUUGUGGCAAAUUCAAAAAUAACUGGCAGUGAAGAUUGUCUUUACUUAAAUGUUUACAGACCAAUAGUUGGAGAUAAUAAACAUUUAAAAUUACCCGUUAUGGUGUUUAUACAUGGAGGCGCCUGGUUAUCUGGUACCCAUAACCCAUUAUUUUUGGGCCCUGAAUAUUUUAUGGAUACCGAAGAAGUUGUACUGGUGACAAUCUCAUAUCGUUUGGGUAUUUUUGGUUUCUUGUCAACAAACGACAAUGUAGUGCCGGGUAAUUUCGGCAUGAAGGACCAAACAUUGGCCCUCAGAUGGAUACAGCAAAAUAUAGCCGACUUUGGAGGUGAUCCUCAGCAGGUGACCAUAUUUGGACAAAGUGCAGGUGCUGGAUCGACUCAUAUGCAUAUGUUGAGCAAACACUCGGAGGGAUUAUUCCAAGCUGCUAUAUCCAUUAGUGGGUUGGCCACUCUGCCCAUUGGUAUACAAACUGACCCCCUAAGAGUGGCUAGACUUACUGCUGAACACUGUCAUAUUCCGCAUGCCUACAACAUUAGUUCGCUGGAAUUACUGCAGGCUUUGCGUUACGCGGACAUUGAGUUACUUUUUGCAGCUGCUGAUAAAAUUAAAUAUUGGGAAAUAUAUCCACAAAUUAUUUACAGCCCAGUGGUGGAAAAUUUCAAAUCUCCUGAUGCUUUUAUAACAGAACAUCCUCGUGAUAUUUUGGCCAAAGGCAGUUACAAGCCUACACGCUUUAUGACCGGCAUUGUACCACAGGAUGGAGCUGUGAUGUCCAUACCGUUGUGGGAAUUAGAGCAUCUAAGGAAAUCUUUCAACAAGGACUUUGAUCAUCUGUUGGAAAAAUCUUUGCAACUUCCGCAUUUUAAUCGUUCCCAUUUGGAUUGGGCUAUGGAGAUGAUAGUCGAUGAAUAUUUUGAGGGCAGACAUGAGUUAAGUAAACAGGGAAGUUUGGAAGUAUAUAAUGAUUAUGUUUUUGGCUACCCGUUCUAUGAAACUGCCAGAAGCUUUGUUCAAACAGUGGACACCCAGAAAUAUCCCUUAAGUUUGUAUAUCUUCAACUAUAAGGGUCCCUAUUCCUAUGCACCGAUUUUUGGUGGAAAUAUGCCCAACCUAGACUAUGGAGUUGUUCACUGUGAUGAUCUGAUAUAUUUGUUUAGAAUGCCAGCAGUGUUUCCAGACUUUUCCAAAAACUCCACAGAUGCCCAAGUGAGUCAAGCUUUGGUGAAGGAUUUUGUAGAUUUUGCAGCUAAUCGAAAUACGGCAACAAAUCCGAAAUGUACUAAGGACAAUUUCCCCUUGAAUUCCUUGAAUUCGAUGUGUGAUUAUGUCUCAUAUCAAAAUGGUCCUUCGGGCUCGUUUAUGGUAAAGACCGAUGACAAAUUCAAUAUUCCUGCUCCAGAUGGAGUGAUAAAAAGCAAUCGUUAUUUGAGUUAA
Molecule: messenger RNA, 1599 nt
Organism: Stomoxys calcitrans (stable fly)
Lineage: Eukaryota; Metazoa; Arthropoda; Insecta; Diptera; Muscidae
Product: juvenile hormone esterase
Exons: 6
Source: RefSeq, a predicted model, not a curated record